AUGGCCGCUGUACACCGGCUCCAGCAGACUCUCUCCCACCUGCAGCCCACGCAGGCCACCCAGCAACUCUCGGUUGUUUACGGGCCAACAGAGCCGGAGUUGUUGGAUGUCACUUUGGGUGAGCUUUUGACUCUGCAGAGCCUUCAGUAUGGCGACUACGAGUGUCUUGUCUUCCCCUGGACCGGGACUCGGUGGACGUAUGCAGAUUUGAACGACGAGGCCGAUCGGGUGGCCCGGGGAAUGCUGGCGAUGGGCAUCAAGAAGGGAGACCGGGUUGGAAUUAUGGCUGGCAAUUGCGAGCAGUACAUUUCGAUUUUCUUCGCUGCUGCUCGCGUCGGUGCCAUUCUCGUCGUUUUGAAUAAUACUUAUACCCCGUCGGAGCUCUACUAUGCACUCGACCAUACUGAUGUCCGAUUGCUUUUCCUGACCCCCCGCAUCCACCGUCACUCCCUAGAAGAAGUUCUCGAGAAGCUCGGCUCUCACCCUAAAGAGGCUGGCACAUCCAACGCUCUUGAGGAGAUCGUCGUGCUCCGCGGCGAAUACAAAGACUUUACCACCUACGCACAGGUUGUCGAGCGUGGUCUCCCUCUCUCCAGCAAUGCCCUGCCCGCUCGCGAAGCCGAACUACAACCAGAAGAUGUAUGCAAUCUGCAGUUCACCAGCGGUUCAACUGGAAGCCCCAAGGCCGCCAUGCUCACGCACCACAACCUUGUCAACAACUCCCGCUUCAUCGGCGAUCGCAUGAGCCUCACCUCAUUCGACAUUCUGUGCUGCCCUCCCCCGCUCUUCCACUGCUUCGGGCUCGUCCUCGGCAUGCUGGCUGUCGUCACGCAUGGCUCGAAGAUCGUCUUCCCCGCCGAGACCUUCGACCCGCUCGCAACGCUCCAUGCCAUCUCUGACGAGAAGUGUACUGCCCUGCAUGGCGUCCCCACCAUGUUCGAGGCGAUCCUCAGCUUCGACAAGCCCGAGAACUUCGACUGCAGUAACCUGCGCACGGGCAUCAUUGCCGGCGCACCAGUGCCCCGUCCACUCAUGAAGCGGCUCUUCGAAGAACUCAACAUGAGGCAGUAUACCAGCUCCUACGGCCUAACAGAAGCAUCCCCGACGUGCUUCAACGCCGUCACAACGGACUCAAUCGAGACACGCCUCCAAACAGUUGGAAAGGUCAUGCCACACGCAAAAGCCAAGGUCGUCGACGCCAACGGCGCAAUCGUCCCCGUCGGCCACCGCGGCGAGCUCUGCAUGGCCGGGUACCAAUUGACAAAGGGGUACUGGAACAAUCCCGCAAAGACGGCCGAGACCCUCGUCACGGAUGAAGACGGCACGGUCUGGCUGAAGACCGGUGACGAGGCGGUUUUUACCCCCGAGGGUCGGUGCAGUAUUACGGGGCGGUUUAAGGAUAUUAUUAUUCGUGGCGGCGAAAACAUCUACCCACUCGAAAUCGAAGAGCGUCUCUCCAGCCACCCCUCCAUCUCCGUCGCAUCCGUCAUCGGCAUCCCAGACCAGAAAUACGGUGAGGUCGUGGGGGCCUUCAUCUCCCUGGCGGAGGGCGCGACCAGGCCGACUGACGACGAGCUACGGGGCUGGACGCGCGAGACACUGGGUAGACACAAGGCGCCGCAGCACGUCUUCGUGUUUGGCGAGGAGGGAGUGGAUCGCACGGUUCCUGUAACUGGAAGCGGGAAAGUGCGUAAGGUGGACUUGCGGAAAAUUGCGGCGGGGGUUUUGGAGCGUCGGAAGAUGAAGGCGAUUACGGAUACUACUACGACUGCUUGA
Messenger RNA from Aspergillus puulaauensis, 1776 nucleotides. It is a transcript of the gene sidI, whose product is annotated as putative long-chain-fatty-acid-CoA ligase. The transcript is spliced from 5 exons. The record is from RefSeq and is a predicted model, not a curated record. The coding region runs from base 1 to 1776 and encodes 591 amino acids. Lineage: Eukaryota; Fungi; Ascomycota; Eurotiomycetes; Eurotiales; Aspergillaceae. Gene Ontology annotation, biological process: fatty acid metabolic process. Gene Ontology annotation, molecular function: medium-chain fatty acid-CoA ligase activity.